AUGGAGAGUCGUGUGGGGUUGGACUACAUAGUGGAGCAUGCCGAAUACGCGGGCAAGCUCGCGGCGGCGCUCACCUCGCCCGCAGCUGCCGUCAAGAAGCAGGUGUUCGAACUGCUGUCUGCGCUAUGUGUCUACAAUGCCGACGGCUACGCUAGGGCUGUUGACACACUAGAUCGAUAUAAGACAUUAAAAGGCGACCGGUACCGACUGAGCGUGGUGGUUGAAGAGCUGAAGAAUGCCACCACAACAGACUACAAGACGGCGCUGGUGGCCUUCAUCAACUGCCUCAUCAUAUCCGCACCCAGGCUCCCAGAUAGAAUACGUGUACGGAAUGAGUUUAUAGGUCUCGGCUUACUACCAACAUUAAGCAACUUACGACAUGAAGCUGCCAGCCAUCCAGACCUGGGCGUGCAGCUUGACGUGUUCGAAGAGCAGAGGGAAAGCGACGAAGCUCAAGGUCCUGGAGGAAUUAAUCUCAACUCACACCUCGAUGUGUUUUACGCUAUACUUAAACAGGUUGCAGACACACCUCAAGAAAUACCCUUCCUAAGCAUCCUUCAGCAUUUGCUCAAAUUAGACCCUAAAGAACCGGUCAGUGACAUAAUCUGGGAUACAGCCGAGACGCUGGUCCACCGAGCCACGUUAUUGGAGAGCAGAGAAGAUGCUGCCAAGUUACUACGAGCUCCAAGUGUUCAAGCGAAAGUAGGAUGCAUGUGCCAGCACAGGGAUACGUCGGGUGCGGCCAGGAAACAGAGCUUGCAGAGAGCCCUGUCGCCGCCCCCUCCGCCACCGCCGGCGCCAGCACCACCACCUCCUGCAGUAGCCGCAGCGCCCCCCCGCGCCACCCGCGCCGCCCCCUUUGGCACCACGCGGGCCGCCCCCACCACCUCCACCAGCGGGCUCCACGCCUCCCGCGCCGCCCUCCCCCCGCACCUGCGCCUGCGCCCCUUGAGCGCCUGCCUCAGCAAGAAAUCCCCACACCCAAGACCAAGAUGA
This is a messenger RNA of Parnassius apollo (apollo), 996 nucleotides long. The record is from the annotation of a GenBank genome assembly. NCBI's taxonomy places the organism in Eukaryota, Metazoa, Arthropoda, Insecta, Lepidoptera, Papilionidae.